Eleginops maclovinus (Patagonian blennie) is the source of this 1785-nucleotide messenger RNA. Its product is annotated as nodal homolog 2-A-like. Lineage: Eukaryota; Metazoa; Chordata; Actinopteri; Perciformes; Eleginopidae. Gene Ontology annotation, molecular function: growth factor activity; cytokine activity. Gene Ontology annotation, cellular component: extracellular region. The record is from RefSeq and is a predicted model, not a curated record. The coding region runs from base 4 to 1203 and encodes 399 amino acids. The transcript has 3 exons.
CCAAUGGAUUUCUCUUUUGCGCUUCUUCUUCUGGUGGAUUUGGUUGUGUGUCUCGGCGCACAGCCUUUCACUGGGAUGCACCCUGACGCACUGCUCCGAGGGAGGAGUUCCGGUUCCAAACACAUCAUGCAGAGGAAGCAGACCAACAGGCUGCCCUUCUACAUGAUGCAGCUUUACCGGACCGUGCUGACCGAGGAGCGGGCUAAGACUCUGGCUAACAGCCUGAGCCACACUAUGACUGAGGACCCUGCUCUGCAGGACUCCGACUCUGUGAUCAGCCUUGUCGCUAAAAGCUGCCAGCAGAUAGGCAAAAGGUGGUCCGUCACCUUUGACAUGUCCUCCAUGUCUGCAAGCGACAAUGUCCAGCUGGCUGAACUUCGCAUUCGCCUGCCUGCCUUCACAGAGUCUUCCCGAGCCUCAGUGGACGUCUACCACUCGCAGAGAAGCCAAUGCUCAGGCAUGCACUGCUCAGAGAACAGGAUGUUCCUGGGCCGCCUGAGAGCACACCCCAGUGCGAUGGUAUCCCCCUCUUCAUGGAAGGUGUUCAACAUGACUGGGAUGCUCAGUCGCUGGCUGCAGCAGGAGCACACCACACAUGAAGAAGAGAAGGUGAAGGAGGAAGGGCAGGAGGGAGUCCAACACCUUACUGCUGACCGGGUCAUGAUGGUGGUCUUCUCAAACCAGAACCUGAACAACCAGCGCAUGCCAACACUCAUCCGCACCGCAGAGCACUCCAAGUAUGUCAGCUUUGACCGGGAACGGGUGGCGCCUGGCUCUGGUUCCAAGCCGAGGAGCCGCAGGUCCAACAGGCACCAUCACACCCAGCAUCAGAGAAAAAGAGUGGCUGAAGCUGCCCCUGCCAACAAGCCCACAGAGGAGGAGAACAAGGGUCCUCUCUGCAGGAAGGUGGACAUGGUGGUGGACUUUGCAAAGAUCGGCUGGAGCGAGUGGAUUGUCUAUCCCAAACAAUACAACGCCUAUCGCUGUGAGGGGAGCUGUCCCAACCCUGUGGAUGAGACCUUCACUCCAACCAACCAUGCAUACAUGCAGAGCCUUCUGAAGCUUCACCGCCCAGACAAGGUGCCGUGUCUGUCCUGUGUGCCAACACGCCUUGGACCGCUUUCCAUGUUGUACUACGAGCAGGGCAAGAUGGUCAUGAGGCAUCACGAGAACAUGGUGGUGGAGGAGUGCGGCUGCCACUGAGCAAAAAACCUGAAAACCUUCUGGUUAAAGGUCAAAUAGACUCAAGCAACUCAGCCGGAGGCCCAGAAAAGUCUUCAACGUUAAAGCUGAGCCACUCAGAGAUACACACUGGACGGAUGACCACAGGCACUUUACAGAUCUCCAUUCCGACACUGGGACAGAGGCUGUGAUGCAUUGCAUGAAAGAAGGGAACUACUGCAGGGUUUAUCCUGGACACAGCUUCCUAAAUGAUCAUUUUGAAAGUCAGGAGUUGUAAAUUAUUUGGAGUUUUUGUAAAUAUUAGAUGCCCUUAUGAAAUACAAUUCAAGUUUAUAGGGGUUGAUGAUGGUAAUGUAUUGAUCCAGUAAAAUGAAACGUAAUGUAAAUAUGGUCAUUAACUAAAGCACUAUAAAGGACUCACACAGAUAGAUCUUAUGUACAAACUCUUCUUUUUUUAUUUAAGACUGAAUUGUUUAAGGCCAUUGCAUGACAAAUGUCAGAAAGGUUGAAGCGCUUUUAACUUUAUUGAGAUGUCGGGUCCCAUUGAUCCUUGUAUAUUUAACCUGUAAAGUAAUACAAUAAAUUAUUUCUUAUCUGAACAAA